AUGUUACUCAUACGCACAUCGUUGGGUUCGUUUGCUGGCUCACUCGGCCAUGCGUACCGUCCUUGCUUUGUUCCCGUUAAUUCGGCAACGACACCUGCCAUUCCGACUGUCGACGUCGUUGUUUUCGACCGUCUGCUGUUUCAGCGUCUGUCGGAGGACCUGAAUCUCUCGACCGUAAUCAUCGCCCAGUGUCUUGAUGACAGAAGUGCUGACCGGCGGGACAAAUUGUGUCAAUCCUUCGAAAGGUCACCGACUUGUGUGUUGCUUUUGGUCGUGUGA
Soboliphyme baturini is the source of this 279-nucleotide messenger RNA. The record is from the annotation of a GenBank genome assembly. NCBI's taxonomy places the organism in Eukaryota, Metazoa, Nematoda, Enoplea, Dioctophymatida, Soboliphymatidae.